AUGGCGAUUGACCGGCGUCGAGAGGAAGGUGCCGGGGGGAGCCGGCCCCUCCCCGAGGAAAACGGCUCUUUGCCUGCCGGGGAGGCGGACCCGGCCAUUGCAGCUCCGGCCGCACCCCCUGCAGGGGGUCUCUCGGCGGAGAUCCAGAGCCUGCCUCUUCCCACGCCUCCCUCCGGGUCCUGCAGCCCCCUGCUUCUGGAUUACGAUGGCUCCGUGCUGCCCUUCCUGGGGGGCCUGGGCGGCGGGCACCAGAAGACCCUCAUCCUCCUCACCUGGAUCCCCGCGCUCUUCAUCGGCUUCAGCCAGUUCUCGGACAGUUUCCUCUUGGUCCAGCCCAUCUCUUGGUGCAAGGGGACGGAUGGGCAGAGCAACUGGACCGACUUCCCCCCGCCGCCUCCCAGGGGCAUCACCACCAGCCCCGGCUACAACCACAGCAGCGACAGCUAUAGCAGGGGGAUCCUGGCAGCCCCGGAACUGCCCACUCCUGAGGGAGCGAAUGACAGUUACUGCCACUGCCGUGAGAGGUACCAUCGGAUCCCUGCAGGCCUACAGCAGAAUAUUGUGAGCAAGUGGGAUCUGGUCUGUGACUCUGCCUGGAAAGUUCACAUUGCGAAAUUUUCUCUGCUUGUAGGAUUAAUCUUUGGCUACCUAAUAACAGGAUGUAUAGCUGAUUGGGUUGGCCGACGUCCAGUCCUGCUCUUCUCAGUGUUGUUCAUUCUAAUAUUUGGACUGACAGUGGCCCUCUCGGUGAAUGUGACCAUGUUCAGCACACUCAGGUUCUUUGAAGGGUUUUGCCUGGCUGGAAUAACGCUUUCCUUGUAUGCAUUACGGAUAGAGCUCUGCCCUCCUAACCACCGUUUCAUGAUCACAAUGAUAGCAAGCUUUGUAGCAAUGGCAGGGCAGUUCCUGAUGCCAGGGCUGGCUGCCCUCUGCAAGGACUGGCAAAUUCUCCAAGCUGUGAUCAUCUGCCCUUUUCUGCUGAUGUUACUCUACUGGCUUGUCUUCCCAGAAUCUCUUCGGUGGCUGAUGGCCACACAACAGUUUGAAGCUGCAAGGAAGCUCAUCCUUCAAUUGACUCACAGGAACAGGACAGAUACAGAGUCUGAUAUUAAGGGAGUGAUGCCUGAACUAGAGAAAGAGCUUGCCAGGAGACCAAAAAAAGUCUGCAUUGUUAAAGUGGUGGGAACAAGAAACCUGUGGAAAAACAUUGUUGUGCUCUGCAUCAAUUCGCUGACGGGAUAUGGAAUACAUCACUGCUUUGCAAAGAGUAUGAUGGGUCAUGAAGAUAAGAUGUCCUUCACCAACAAUUUUUAUGCGGACUAUUACACCAUGGCCAGCAUCACUCUGGUGUCCUGCCUGGCUAUGUGCCCAGUGGUUGGUUUUCUCGGAAGAAGAGGGGGUCUCCUGCUCUUCAUGAUCCUCACUGCUCUGGCUUCUCUUUUACAACUGGGCCUUCUCAACUUGAUAGGAAAAUACAGUCAACUUCCAGACUCAGGUACAGUUUCCAGAUCAAUUUUAGGUAUGAGUGACACCGUAAAGGACAAAUUCUCCAUUGCGUUUUCCAUCGUGGGGAUGUUUUCAUCGCACGCAGUUGGAAGCCUCAGUGUAUUCUUCUGCGCAGAGAUCACCCCAACAGUAAUAAGGGGUGGCGGCCUUGGCCUUGUCCUGGCUAGUGCGGGCUUUGGGAUGCUGACCGCGCCCAUCAUGGAACUGCACAACCAGAAAGGCUAUUUCCUCCACCAUGUGAUUUUUGCUUGUUGCACCCUCAUCUGCAUUAUCUGCAUUCUCCUCUUGCCCGAGAGCAAAAACCAGAGGCUGCCAGAGAACAUUCCAGAUGGUGAACAUUAUACCCGGCAGCCUCUCCUACCGCAUAAGAAGGGGGAGCAGCCCCUGCUGCUGACGAACUCUGAACUUAAAGAUUACUCUGGCCUCCAUGAUUCGGCAACCGCGAACGAUGGGGUGACCGAGACCGUCACUGCCAACGGGAUGAAAGCAAUGUAGGAGGAGAAGGGGCAGGAGCAUUUAGCUGUGGGUUUGCUUCUCAUCCAAGAUUUACAAACCAGUGAGAAGGGAUGGAUACAUACAGGGAAAUUAGACUCUGCUGCUAAAGCCACUUCUAGGAAUCUGUGAUGGGGAUACAAAUUGCUUUUGGGCACAGUUAUUGGGGGGGGGAAUACAUCUUCAGAAAAAACUGGCUGGAGAUCACUGUCCAUUUAUGUUCUUCCUGCCAUGAAAUAGUUCUAUUUAUUUUGAUGAUUUUCCCCAUGAAGCACUUUAUUCUGUUCUUCUCUUGUUGACCAUAAACAUGAAGCCAUGUUACUCUCAAGAAAAGCAACCAUUCCAGGAAAGAAAUCAUGAGGUGGUAUGGUUUUGGUUUCAUUUGACUGUUCGUUUUGUUUUUACUAGAGGUAUGAGGCAUCUCUUGCUGCAACAAUGAAUUUGUUGGCUACUGACAUUUUGAAUCAUCUUUUUUUUUCCUUGAUCUCUCCAGAUAAUUAAUAUCUCCUCCUUCCAAUCUC
Protobothrops mucrosquamatus (brown spotted pit viper) is the source of this 2519-nucleotide messenger RNA. RefSeq names its product solute carrier family 22 member 23 (gene SLC22A23). The coding region runs from base 1 to 2001 and encodes 666 amino acids. Gene Ontology annotation, biological process: transmembrane transport. The transcript is spliced from 10 exons. Gene Ontology annotation, cellular component: membrane. Gene Ontology annotation, molecular function: transmembrane transporter activity. NCBI's taxonomy places the organism in Eukaryota, Metazoa, Chordata, Lepidosauria, Squamata, Viperidae. The record is from RefSeq and is a predicted model, not a curated record.